AUAGUAACUUUCGCCGCGGGGUUGCGAGGAGGAAAAGAGGAGGAGGACACACUCUCCAGCUCUUGGGCCGUCCCGGAGGGCUUCCGCGGAACACGCGGCCUCCAAGCCACAAUUCCACGCAUUACGUCGCGCGCCGCCGACCGCGACUGACGUUUCGUUGUUAUACACUCUUCUCAAAUUUAUUUUAUCGAUUCAACUUUCAUUGAUCGUAAAUCAAACAUAAAAUCCUGUUUCCAAAAAAAAAGUGUUAAAAGAAAAAAAUUCAAAAUAGUGUCAAAAAUUAUACUAAGUGUUCAAAAAAAAAAAAGUGAAAAUUUUUUUUAUUUAAAAGAAACGUAAUUGAAACAAAAAAAUUAAGUGUUAUUAUAAUUAUUAUGGAACAGGUAAAUAAUUUUUUAUUCCCGUGAAAGAUGUGUUAGUGUUGAUUUUUUUUUCAAAAUGAAAGUUCUACUAGGUAAAGUGAAUGAGAAAUAUAAGUGAAUUGAAAAUAGAAAAAAAAAAUAGUGUAAAAAAAAAAGAGAGGACGUCGGUUGUCUUUGCAAAAAGGAAUCACGACGUCACGUAAGGAAGAUUUAUUGAAAUUGGAGCAGCGGGGGCGGCAUUUGACCGAUGGGAUGCAUCUCCCGGUAGGAUCAGUGAGCUGUGGGGAGAAUUUUGGUUCCGUUGGUACCCACGAGUGUGCCGGGCCAAUUGGAUCUUCAUUGGUCCCUCUUCAGGGGUUGAACUCGAGGUACCAAGAAGAAGGUGGAGGAGGAGGUGGUGGUGGUGGAGGCGAAAUGAGUGAAGGUGCCGCCGUCGGCGAGCUCUGGUGGACCGAAAGACUCGUUGGCGAGGCCCAAGCCGAACAUCCUGGCGAACUUGUUAGAACAGGUUCUCCCUAUUUUUUAUGUACUCAACUUCCAAAUCAUUGGAGAUCAAAUAAAACACUACCAAUGGCAUUUAAAGUCGUUGCACUUGGAGAAGUUGGCGAUGGUACUUUAGUCACUAUUCGAGCAGGUAAUGACGAAAAUUGUUGUGCCGAAUUAAGAAAUGCAACUGCUCAUAUGAAAAAUCAAGUGGCCAAGUUCAAUGACCUCAGGUUCGUUGGCAGAAGUGGAAGGGGAAAAAGUUUCAGCAUAACGAUAACAGUGUCGACAACACCACCUCAAGUAGCAACCUAUACUCGUGCAAUCAAAGUUACUGUCGAUGGACCACGAGAGCCACGAUCCAAGACGAGACAGCAACAUCAACAAUUUCGCGCUUUAGGUUUGGGACAACGACCAUUUCUCGAUGGCCCAACGUCAUUUACAUCCCACCUUCGUGAAUUAGAAUCAUAUCGAAGAAACAAACAUCACCAUCAUCAUACGACCCAUAUACAUAGUCAACAAACCGGGAAUGGAGCUUCGAGUACCGGAAAUGGCUCAUGCAACAACCCCAAUACCAUAAACCGAACAACGUCACCCUCCUCUGGUGUUCACCUAGCGACGACAGAGGGAUCAUCAGCGCAUCAGGAUUGCUACAAACAUAGUCCUCAACAUGGGGACACAAGUACAAGUACAACAGAUUGGUCAUAUACGGCAACCGCACCAUCUUAUCCAGCACCACCAGGAAGUGGUGGUUCCUAUUCACCAAUUCCAGGUGGGGCAUUUUCAUACCCUGGGGAGUCUCUAGCACAUCACCCUACCACAGAACCAGUACCUUUACCCACUGUUCUUCCAUCAGAUGGUCAGCAGGACGCUUACACUCCAAACUGCGUGACCAUGUACCCUAGUCAUGGAGCUACAACAAAUACAAUACCCCUAGUUUCUGGAAAGCCUAGUGAUCCUGAAAUUUUUGCUAGUGGAGGAACCGGAAGUACAAGUCCAGGUUAUCACUAUGGUUCAUGGACUGCUGGUCCAACAACUCCUGUUCCAGUACCAUCUCACAAUUAUAAUCCCAAUUAUCAAGGCUAUUACAAUAAUCCUGGACAAAAUUAUAUUAAUUCAACACCUAUGGUCCUUUAUCCCCAAUUAUACAGUACAGUCAAUCAAAAUCAAAUUCAUCUUCAUCUACAUGGUGAUCUCAAUGAUGAUCAAGUCACAAUUGCCAGUGGAAGUCUUACAAUCAAUAGUAAUCGUGUUGAAAUUGGUGUUAUGGGAGAAGAAAAUGAACAAAGAAAUGAUGUUUGGCGACCUUACUAAAAAAAAAAAAAAAAAUAUUCUCUAAUUCGAAUUAUCUUUCUUUGUAGCAAGACACUCAUCUUCUUCAAGGAGGGGGAAUAAAAAAUAGUUCAAAAUCCAAUAUAUAUAGAACCAAUUUUUUUUUUGUGAAAACGACUAUUUGAGUGAACCAGUGAUAAAAAAAAGAACCAAAUUAGUGUGAUAUAAAUUUUUUUUUGUAAAUUAUAAAAAAUUAUUGCUCUGGAAAAAUUAUUCUGAAAAAAAGUGAAUUUUUAAAAUCAAUGCGAGUUGAGGGACACUAUUGUGCGAGUGAAAAUGAAAAAAAAAAGCUUUUAAUGUAAACUACAUUAUAUAUACACAAAAUGAGAUGGGACUUUGUAAAAAUACAAUUUUUAGACUCAUCUUCUCAAUGGGAAAAAGAAACGAUAUAUAUAUUGUUGUACAUAUGCAUAGAUAUUUUCCAUGAAAUAAAAAUCUUGCCGAAUUCGUUAA
Messenger RNA from Leptopilina boulardi, 2630 nucleotides. Its product is annotated as protein lozenge-like. Gene Ontology annotation, biological process: regulation of DNA-templated transcription. The record is from RefSeq and is a predicted model, not a curated record. Lineage: Eukaryota; Metazoa; Arthropoda; Insecta; Hymenoptera; Figitidae. Gene Ontology annotation, cellular component: nucleus. Gene Ontology annotation, molecular function: RNA polymerase II cis-regulatory region sequence-specific DNA binding; DNA-binding transcription factor activity, RNA polymerase II-specific; ATP binding. The transcript has 6 exons. Bases 615 to 2159 code for a protein of 514 amino acids.